CUACUGCGGGUGGGAUCUAGAGGCUGAGCUGGAAUGAAUGGAAACGAUAAAGUAUUGGAUUGCUAGAGGGGAUGUGGAGGAGAGGAGGCGAAGGGCAGAGGGACUUCCUCUUCCGGUUGACCCACGGGGAGGACAAUGGCGUCGGCGGAGCCUCUUGUGCUGCUUGGAGGAUGGAAGCGGCUCCUGGGAGACAAAGAGGAUGGCAAGAAGAGCACGCUGGACAACAGAGAAUGAGAAGCAUCAUUAAAAUGCAAAACAAGCCAUCAAUCAACAUUUUUUCCCAUUUCCUCCAGAAAGUUUAAAAAUUCUUCUCUUUCCUCAACAGAUGAAAGACAAGGGAGAGAGUAAAAAGAAGAAAGUUUUGAGCUGGAAAAAAUAGAAUACGUGGAACUCAAGGAAACAUUAUAUGAGAAGUCAAGGAGAAUAAUUUCUAAAUAAAGAAAAGUGAGUGGGAAGAAAUAUGUUCCGUGGAUAGCCAAAACUGCCAGGCCUUUGAUGAAGGAAAGAGUGAACCAAACAACCACCAGGUAAGAGAUCAAAAAUAUUUUAGCCUCUUUAAGAAUUCAAGAAUAUCAAUGUUGGAAAAAACCCACCACAGACUGCCUAUUGUGGGAAAAACACAGAUUACAGAUCACAACUGAUAUGCAUGUGGAGAUCCAGCCAGGCAAAGGCUAUACAAAUGUUUGGAGAGAGACAAAAGCUUUACUUGGAACAGCUCCCUCAUGAUUCAUGGAAGGAGCCAUACCGGAGAGAAGCUCUAUCAUUGCUUCCAUUGUGACAAAAGAUUUAGCAUGCAAACCAAUUUGGUGAGACAGAAGAGGACUCACACUAGGGAGGAACUGUUUGAAUGUCCUGACUGUGGGAAAAGUUUCACUCAGAAUUCUGACCAGGUGAUACACCAGAGGAGUCACAUGAUAGAGAAACCAUAUGAAUGUCCGGAUAGUGGGAAAAGCUUCAAGCAGAAUUCCCACCUUGUGGAACAUCAGAGGACUCACACAGGAAAGAAACCAUAUGAGUGCCCAGAUUGUGGGAAAAGUUUCCAGCAGAAUUCCAAGCUGGUGAUACACCAGAGAACUCACACAGGAGAGAAACCGUACAAGUGCCCAGAUUGUGGGAAAGGUUUCAGUUGCAAUUCCGACCUGGUGAAACAUCAGAGGACUCACACAGGAGAGAAACCAUAUGAGUGUCUCUAUUGUGGGAAAAGUUUCAGUCAGAAAUCCAACCUGGUGAUACAUCAGAAAAACCACACAGGAGAGAAACCAUAUGAAUGUCCAGAUUGUGGGAAAUGUUUCCCACAUAACUCCAAGCUGGUGAUACACCAGAGAACUCACACAGGAGAGAAACCAUAUCAGUGUCCGGAUUGUGACAAAAGUUUCAAGCAGAAUUCCAAGUUGGUGGUACACCAGAGGAUACACACAGGAGAAAAACCAUAUGAAUGUCUGGAUUGUGGGAAAAGUUUCAGUCAGACAUCCAACCUGGUGGUACAUCAGAUGACUCACACAGGAGAGAAACCGUAUGAGUGUCAGUAUUGUGGGAAAAGUUUCAGUCAGAAAUCUAACCUGGUGAUACACCACAAAAACCACACAGGAGAGAAACCGUAUCAGUGUCCAGACUGUGGGAAACGUUUCCAGCAUAAUUCUAGGCUGGUAGUACACCACAGGACUCACACUGGAGAAAAACCUUAUCAGUGUCCGGAUUGUGGGAAAUGUUUCCAGGAGAAUUCCAAGCUGGUGGUACACCAGAGGACUCACACAGGAGAAAAACCGUAUGAGUGUCCGGAUUGUGGGAAGGAUUUCAGUACUAGGUCUAGCCUUAUAAAUCAUGUAAGGAUACACAUAGGGGAGUACUUCCAAUGCGACGAAAAAUUAAGCAUGACCACCAAUCUGCUAAGAUACAAGAGGAUUUACACAGAUGAGACACACUUUGAAUGUCCUAAUUGUGGGAAAAGUUUCACACACAACUCUGAUCUGGUGAUACACCAGAGGACUCACACGCAGGAGAAACCAUAUAUGUGUUCCGACUGUGGAAAAAGUUUCAAUUGGAUUUGUCGCCUGAAGAUACACCAGAGGACUCACAAAGGAGAAAAUCCAUAUCAGUGCCAAGAUUGUGGGAAAGAUUUCAGUCGGAAAUCUGACCUGGUGAAACAUCAGAGGACUCACACAGGAGAGAAACCAUGUAAAUGUUGUGACUGUGGCGAAAGUUUCAGUCAUAAUUCCUACCUGGUGAAACACCAGAGGACUCAUACGGGAGAGAAACCGUAUGAGUGUUCAGAUUGUGGGAAAGAUUUGAGUUGUAAUUCCGACCUGGUGAAACAUCAGAGGACUGACACAGGAGAGAAACCAUAUAAAUGUCAUUAUUGUGGGAAAAGUUUCAGUCAGAAUUCCUACUUGGUAAAACACCAGAGGACUCACACGCAAGAGAAACCCUAUGAGUGUUCAGAUUGUAGGAAAGGUUUCAGUUGCAAUUCCGCCCUGUUGAAACAUCAGAGGACUCACACAGGAGAGAAACCAUAUGAGUGUCUGCAGUGUGGGAAAAGGUUCAUUCAAAAUUCCAACCUUGUGCGACAUCACAGGACUCACACAGGAGAGAAACCAUAUAAGUGUCCAAAUUGUAAGAAAAGUUUCAGUCAGAAUUGUGACCUAGUGAUACACCAGGGGACUCACACACAAGAGAAGCCGUAUGAGUGUUCAGAUUGUAGGAAAUGUUUCAGUUGCAAUUCUGCCCUGUUGAAACAUCGGAGAACUCACACAGGAGAGAAACCAUAUAAAUGUCAUUGUGGGAAAAGUUUCGGUCAGAAUUCCGCCUUGGUGAAACACCAGAGGAUUCACACAGGAGAGAAACCAUAUAAAUGUCAGGAUUGUGGGAAAUGUUUUGGUCAGAAUUGUUACCUGUUGAUACACCAGAGAACUCACACAGGGAACAAACAGUAUCAGUGUGUGGAUUGUGGUAAAAGUUUCACUCGGAAUUCUAACCUGGUAAUACACCAGAGGACGCAUGGAGCAGAAAAAUUAUAUGAGUGUCUAUUUUGUGGGAAAAGUUUCAAUCAGACUGCCAACCUGCUGCAACACCAGAACACUCACACCGGAGAAAAACCAUAUGAGUGCCUGGAUUGUGGGAAAAGGUUCAGUUGGAAUUUCCAUCUAGUGAUACACCAGAAAACUCACACAGAUGUAAAACUGUAUGAGUGUCCACAAUGUGGGAAAAGUUUCAAUUGCAAGUCUGAACUGGUGAAGCACCAAAAGACUCAUCAAGGAGAGAGACUGUAUGAGUGUCCAGCUUGUGGGAAAAGUUUCCUUCGGAAUUCUAAGCUGUUGACACACCUGAGAACUCACACAGGGGAGAAACCCUUUGAAUGUCCUGAUUGUGGGAAAAGUUUCAGUCAGAAAGCUAACCUAGUGGUACACCAGGGAACUCACACAGGAGAAAAACCCUAUCAGUGUCCAGAUUGUGGGAAAUGUUUCCAGCAUAAUUCCAAGCUAGUGGUACACCAGAGGAGUCACACAGGAGAAAAACCAUAUGAGUGUCCAGAUUGUGGGAAGGAUUUCAGUACUAGGUCUAGCCUUAUAAAUCAUGUAAGGAUACACAUAGGGGAGUAAGCAUUCCAGUUCCCAGAUUGCAGACAAAUAUUGUUUUGGACAACAUUGCUCCCUUGUCACACACAAGAAAUUGCACUUGAGGCAAAAUUUGAAGUGUGUAGAGGAAUCUUGAAUUUGGUUAAUUAUCUCUCAUUGGAAACCCAGCUGAGCAAUUUACCUUUUAAUUUCUUGUAUGAUUCUUUUUAGUGAAAAUUAGGAUAGGAUAGGAUAGGAUAGGAUAGUGUAGGGAUCCAUAUUAGGCAAUGUUUGCUGUCCUCACUUAUUUCUACAUAUAAUAAAAAAAGGAUAUAAAUAUGUAGAUAUUCGUGUAUUUUUAUUCAAUUACAAAAUGUAUAUGUAGCCUAACUUGACAAAUGUAUCUUGUCUUUUUAUGUACACUGAGAGCAUAUGCUCUCAGACAAAUUCCUUGUGUGUCCAAUCACACUUGGCCAAUAAAGAAUUCUAUCCUGUC
Molecule: messenger RNA, 4047 nt
Organism: Pantherophis guttatus
Lineage: Eukaryota; Metazoa; Chordata; Lepidosauria; Squamata; Colubridae
Biological process (GO): embryo development; regulation of transcription by RNA polymerase II
Cellular component (GO): nucleus
Molecular function (GO): DNA-binding transcription factor activity, RNA polymerase II-specific; RNA polymerase II transcription regulatory region sequence-specific DNA binding
Source: RefSeq, a predicted model, not a curated record